Messenger RNA from Psylliodes chrysocephalus, 1176 nucleotides. The record is from the annotation of a GenBank genome assembly. NCBI's taxonomy places the organism in Eukaryota, Metazoa, Arthropoda, Insecta, Coleoptera, Chrysomelidae.
AAUGGUUUCUAUAGUGAUUUAAUUAGUUUGAUCGUUAACAUCAAAAUAUAAGACAUUUUAGUAUAAUUUUGUGAUGGAAGUUUUAGAGAGGCCACAAAUAAUUUGCCACAAUGAAAAAGCAUUGGAUUAUUCGAUACAGGAUGUUAAAUGGAUACCCUGUUCGGCAAAAUUUGUUUCAAUUGGUGGAAAAUCUAAUGGCGCUGGUAUUGUUGAAAUUUAUUCUUUAACCAGUGACAAUCUUGAAAAAGUGAGCGAGUUUGCCAAGAGAGAUCAUUUUAAAUGUUGUACAUUUGAAGCUUCUAGUUUACGAAAUCGACAUUUAGCUACCGGGGAUUAUUCGGGACGAUUGCAAGUCUGGGAUCUUGAAGACAAUAUAUGGCCAGUAUAUAAAACAACACAACACAAAGCAAUCAUUAAUGCAAUCGAUGGAGUAUCUGGAACCAAUUCAGGUUGUGGUGCACCAGAAAUUGUCACAGGAUCCAGAGAUGGUUCGGUUAUGGUUUGGGAUGUGAGGCAGAAAGACAUUCCAGUAGCUAAAUUUGUGCCUUCGAUCGAAACAGCAGCAAGGGACUGCUGGUCUGUGGCUUUUGGUAACUCUUAUAACAACGAAGAACGAGUUGUAGCAGCCGGUUACGAUAAUGGAGACAUCAAAAUUUACGACUUGAAAACUAUGAAAUUAAGAUGGUCCAAAUGCGUCAAAAAUGGGGUUGUAGGUCUGCAGUUUGACAGGAAAAAUAUACCAAUGAAUAAAUUGGUUGCAACGACGUUGGAGUCCAAAAUAUAUUGUUAUGAUGUAAGAACGAAACAUCCGAAAAAAGGAUUUGCUUGUGUUACGGAGAGAGCGCACAAAUCUACUGUUUGGAAUAUUAAACAUUUACCUCAAAAUCGAGAAAUUUUUAUGACUACCGGUGGAACUGGAAGUUUGUGGCUUUGGAAAUAUGUUUAUCCUGAUAGGAGAGUAGAAAAAGAUGCAGAUGGACUUCCGUAUGGCGUGCCAGGAGAGCUUUCCAGUUUGCAGAACGCUACUUUAUCCGAACAACCAAUCACUGGGUUUGAUUGGUGUAUUGAUAAAAUAGGUUUAGCUGUUUCUUCAGCUUUCGAUCAGACGCUGAGGGUAUUAAUUGUAACCAAACUUAAUUUGUACUAAGAAACAAAAUGUACUUCAUUAAUUUUAUU